Messenger RNA from Girardinichthys multiradiatus, 1204 nucleotides. RefSeq names its product glucose-dependent insulinotropic receptor. Gene Ontology annotation, molecular function: G protein-coupled receptor activity; phosphatidylcholine binding. Gene Ontology annotation, biological process: G protein-coupled receptor signaling pathway. The transcript is spliced from 2 exons. The record is from RefSeq and is a predicted model, not a curated record. The coding region runs from base 1 to 1149 and encodes 382 amino acids. Gene Ontology annotation, cellular component: membrane. Lineage: Eukaryota; Metazoa; Chordata; Actinopteri; Cyprinodontiformes; Goodeidae.
AUGGGCGUGAUCCUGAGCAUCUCUGCCACCUUCAUUAUCUCCACCAAUUUGCUGGUGGCUGUUGCUCUACUGAAGGUUCUCCUGAAGCGGGGAGGUCAGAGCUGGUGUUUUGUCCUUAACUUGGCUUUAGCUGACACUUUGGUGGGCGUAGCCAUCACUGGGCUGGCUACAGAGGACUUGAACAACAAUUUACCCAUGCAACGCAAUGGUCACUUUGAAAUUUAUCCUCCCACAAACGCAACGCCUCUUGCUCCACAAGGUAAGACCAGGUGUUUGCUGCGAAUGGCCUUUCUCUCGUCCCCCUGCAUGGUAUCCAUCUUGUCUAUGUUCCUGAUCUCGCUGGACCGUUAUGUAGCCAUCAAGAUGCCCCUGCGUUACUCUCUGAUGUCUGGGAAAGGGAUGACAGCCGGAUCUUUACUGGCUGUAUGGAUUAGCUCCUUCACUAUGGGAUUUUUACCAGUGAUGGUACGCCAGCUGCAAGCAGUGGAACCCUACGACGGCUUCUGUGCUUUCUUUACUGUCAACCAUGAUAUCGCCAUUAUCGUAAUGUACUGCCUGCUCUUCUUCCCUGUGCUCUCCCUGUUCACCUACAUGUACCUGGACAUCCUGAAGAUUGCAUGCGUCCACCACAAGCAGAUCUCUCAUAUUAGGCAAAUGAGGUCAAGACCUGAUGACAACCAUCACGGACCAUCCCAGUACCAUCAUCAUCCGCAGCAUCACCUACUGAGGAGCUGGGGUCAUGUUAAGGCAUUGAGGACGGUGGCGGUGCUUGUUGGCUGCUUCUUGGUGCUCUGGAGCCCUUUCUUUGUGGUGUGCAUUGUGCACCUUUUGUGUAGGACGUGUGGUCUUAAGAAUGUGCUGGAGAACUACCUGUGGCUACUGGGGCUCCUCAACUCUCUGAUAAACCCACUGGUUUAUGCCUGCUGGCAAGGAGAAGUGCGACUGCAGCUGUCAGCCAUGUUUUCCUGCAUCACGAGCAGGUUGCUGUCUGCUGCACCACCAAACAUCACUGAGAGAUGCCACUCGUCUCCGCCUGUGCAGACUAAUGCUUGUGUUUCUGAAGGAUAUACCCUCAGCCCCUCAAUUAUGCUACCAAUCAGCAGCUUGGAUGCUCAUGCUGUUCACCAAUCCGACACAACCAAUUUGUGAAAGAAAGAGCGAAACUCUGGGAAACAGUGCAUAUAUUCAAAUUUCACAAACAAAG